Messenger RNA from Rhipicephalus sanguineus (brown dog tick), 422 nucleotides. Its product is annotated as 17-beta-hydroxysteroid dehydrogenase 14-like. The transcript has 6 exons. NCBI's taxonomy places the organism in Eukaryota, Metazoa, Arthropoda, Arachnida, Ixodida, Ixodidae. The record is from RefSeq and is a predicted model, not a curated record. Bases 60 to 422 code for a protein of 120 amino acids.
UGGUGGAGACGACGGCAAAGUACUUUGGCAAAAUUGAUAUUCUCGUGAACAAUGCUGGCAUGGUCAUACUAGGCACGCUAGAAAGUACUCCUGUCGAAGACUUCGAGUGCAUCUGGAAGACAAACUUUCGUGGCCCGCUCUGCAUGAUCAAGAACGCCGUGCCGUACUUGCGUCAAACCAAAGGUUGCAUCGUCAAUGUUUCAAGCGUUGGAUCUACAGCUGUGGUGAUGGACGCAGUACCCUAUUGCACUGCAAAAGCAGCACUGGACCACCUGACUCGAUACGCUGCAUUAGAGAAUGCCCCCUUCGGUGUUCGUGUGAAUGCUGUCAACGGUAGCGUGGACCUCGAAAAUGUGGAACCAGUCCUGGACGGGUCCAUCGUCCGCCGAUCCUGCGUACUUCGGGAUGUCGAGGUCUGCUGA